GUUUGUUCGAGUUUGUGAAGUCUACUACGGCUAUAUUGCGUAGCCAGCGUGGCUUCACCGCGCUUCGAUUUCGCGAGGAAAACCACGCCGCUUCACAACCCACCUACGAAGAUGUUUUAGAUAGACGUCUAAAUAAGCGUAUAAGAAAGCGCGUAAAACCAAUUUAUAACGGUGCACAAGCCACGCCACGUGCGGCGAGGCUAACGAAAGUACUUCCUUGCCUGGAAAGUAGUCAUAGCAGAGCCUUUGGCUUGCUGCUGCUGUUUUUUGUUUCGUUGUUUGGUAUAGAGCUACCGCUUUCCGAGCUGGGCACCAUGGGAAAGGAUGAUCAAGGCGCGGGUGACCCGCUCGACAACGUGCUCUACUGCAGCGGCUUACGUCGGCUCAGCGUGUGGCCGUGGUUCAAAGCAGUUGCCAGCUUGUUGCUGACCGAGCGUCAAGGUUCCGUUUAUGCGGUUCUAUGCUUCCCUGGGCUUUUGUCGGAAUUCGUUCAGCGGGUCGUCGAUCGUUUGCGUGGGUUCGGGCAUACAGUGCCUGAGGUAGCUACUUACAUGCUGGAGCUUGGGACGUACAUACUUGAGCACGGCUUACUGGAUCGAGUACGCCAGAGGAGUGACAGCGAGUAUAUCGUUGCUACGCUGUGCGCUCGGUAUGCUGUUGCUGCUGGUCACCUUCCUCCUAACCCACUCGCUUCGGUGCGAUGGCAGCUCCAGCUGGGGGAUCCAGACGUGGUGCGGCAACAGGACCUCAUGCGGGCAGAUGCUGUUGCUGUUGCGUUGUACCAGACUAUCGCUCGUCUGCAACAGGAGCAAGCACAACAGCGAGGGCAUCUGCCGAGCGCUGGUGUGCAGCGUACAGUCGCAGGAGGAGGUAGCUCGGGGCAGGCGGGUUUGUGCGGUACGGCUGCGGGGGUCGGCGGAGGCUCCAGGCUAGGGGCCUCGGCUGCGGCUGGCUUGGGCCUCGGUCUUUGGGCGCCGCUGCCUGGUUGGGGCUUGGGCCUAGCGGCUCUGGCGGGGACGGUGGGACUCCCGGUGGGCUUCGGCCUAGCGGCUCUGGUGGGGACGGUGGGACUCCCGGUGGACUUCAGCUUGGCGGCUCCGGCGGGGACGGUGGGACUCCCCGCCGCGGCGCAGCCUGGUUGGGGCUUGGGCCUAGCGGCUCCGGCGGGGACGGUGGGACUCCCCGCCGCGGCGCAGCCUGGUUGGGGCUUGGGCCUAGCGGCUCCGGCGGGGACGGUGGGACUCCCGGCGGGCUUCGGCCUGGCGGCUCCGGCCGGCGCGGUGGGAAUCCCGCAGUGGCGCCAGCAGCGGCAGCAGCAGCGCCGGCGGCAGCAGUGGGAGGGCUGGGAUUGGGGCAUGGGCGUUCCACUGCGCUGCAUGUACAGCAGAACGACCUUUUGGGUGCACCAGCAGCGGCAUCGGCUGCAGCCAGGCAGGCGCGCAGACGUGACAAUGCAGCGUGUAGGCUUCAGCGGAGGCAACUGAUGGCAGCAGCUAGGCAAGCUUGCCAGCGUAAGCGUUCUCGACUUGUGGGUGGGUUGUCUCACGAUGAUUACCUCGAGUCCCUUUCAGGCUGCCUCUGCUUGCCGCUUUUCCGUCACGACAAUCCAGCUGUACCUGAGCUGCCGACGUUCUUAGAGACACAAACGUCUGCUUGGCCAGCUCGGGUGCAGGACUUGCCAGCAGGUGAACAGCCUCCCCAGAUACCGUUUUCGGAGCAGAUAACUUUGGCUUGUGGCCUCGCCGAGUUCGUUCGCGACAACAUGCCAUCACGGGUGUGUGCAGUCUGCAGUGAGUGCAAGUCCGCUUCAGAGGUCCGGGCGCUGCAGUUCAGCGAGAUAGCUGGCGUUGAGCUGCUACGUGCUGACAUGCGGCGGACUGCGGCUGUGCCUCGUUGCGCGCACGUUCUGUAUUGGCGGCGUGUCGAUCGGCGUGAUUGCAAAAACCCGCCGGAUCCCGUACUGCCACGCGGCUACAAGGCCGCUGGUGGUCAGUCGGGCAACGUCGGCGUAGUUGACACAUCCGCUGGCGAGGGCAGCGGCGAGACCAGCAGCGGCCUUGACGACUCUACCGAUGAUCGGCCGUCACGCCGACGACGCUGCGACAUAGACCGUCCUCCAACGUAUGCGCCACGGGUAGGGGUACGGCUGUGUGACGAUAAUCCCGUGGCGGUGGAGGUGCCGUACUGCAUGCGCGCGGAGACGGUUCUGCCCAACCGAACGAUGAACGUUUCAGCGGACGGCGUGGAGCGCUUUACGGUCUGCUCGGAAUGCAUACAGGCCUUACAGGGUGGGCGGAUCCCAGAUGGGGCGCUGGCUGGAUGGUUGGAUCCCGGCGACGUACCCCCUGUAAAUCAGCAUGGUCAUUCGCUCGUACCGCUGACGCAUCUGGAGAGCUUGGUGGUGGGCCUCGCUCGCCCUCACAUGCGGCUGCUCGUUGUGCGGCAGCCGGGUACACCCAGCUGGCGCGCGGUGGAUACCUUGCCAGCGGCGUUGCGUGGGCAUACGCUCGCCUUUCCAAACAACGUGCCCAGCGAGCUCCAGCGUGUUGUGCCAUACGCUCCAGCGGAUCUGCCGUCCUUCAUUCAGGUCGUGCUAAUUGAUGCUGUCAAAGAUCGUGCCGACCUCGAGGCCAAAGUGCGGCAGGCCCAGCCAUGCGGGGCCUGGCUAUCGCUGCAUGGGCGGAGUGGGCCGUUCGCGUGAAUCCAAUGGCUCAGGUGGACCACGCUGCACUUCAGCAGUAUCGCGCUCUGGGUGCGGAGCCGACGGUGCCAGAGCCGUUAGUGGCGCACGCGGUGGCUACAGAUGACCCAGACACGGCAGCGGUCAUGCGCGCUGCAUUUGAAGGGGAUCGUGCCGGCAACGCUCGGGUGCGGCAGCAGCAGGAUGAUGUGGAAGCGGCGACGGAGGGCGCGAAUGCAGCAGGUGGUCGAUCGCCUGGUCCGGGUGCUGGUCAGGAGCCAGCGCCGUCUGGUCGUACGCCAAAUAUCCCGGUGACAGGCGUCUUCGCUCGGCCGUCGCCCAUGGCGGCCGCACUAGCCGUGCCGGGCGGUACAGCUGGUGUCGUUGUGUCGCCUGCAGCCGCACUGCAGCCAGACGGAUACAUCGGACCUGGAGUACACAUGCUGGGGCUGGAUGACGUCGAGGUGCACCAUGGGGGCGCAUACUCUACUUCCGACCCUUUAGAUGAUAGUACGGACCCGUCAGCUAUCUUGCAGCGCCUUCAGCAAGGUGGCGUGGUGGUUAGUGCAGCCGGUGGGCGUGGGGCGAGCAACAGCGCCUCAUCGCCAACUCUACGCAUAUCGCAACUGCCUUCGCCGCUCUCCGUCACUACGUUCUCCGCGCACCUGCAAACACACCCGCACCCCAACAAUUCGCCAACAACCGCAACGUGGUCAACCCCCGCGACGUGAAAGGCCGCCUCGGCUGCCUGACCAAUGGCCUCAUCCCCACGCUGCUGCGAGCGUUCCCUGCCACCCUCGCGCUUGCAGGAAGCGCCGCGCUCUACGCAGUCCUCCAGAUCCCCCUGGAAGCCAUCACCCCCAACCUCGUACACGACUAGGACAUCUACGUCAUUGCUCCCACCGCAGCCGCUGGCUUCACGAUCCUUCGCAACGCCAUCCACCUCCUCACCAUGCUGCAAGACGUCCAUAUCCUGCGCAUCAUCGACACCGAGCGCGCCACGACCGUCGUGUGCGACGUCACCAUUGGCAACCGCACCACCCACCAACGCGUUCAAUUCAACAAGCGCGUCGCCCAACACAAGCAUGCCAUCGUCACAGCCUAUGACCUCUCCGUAGUCAUGCUUGCCGUCCUCCUCGACGACCCGGCAGACCCGGACCUCAACACGUACUGCCACGCCCUCUGGUUCUACUCGCUAAUUGUCGGCGCCGCCAUUUCCAUCCCCAGCCAAUUCUCCCUCCGCCGGGCGUCUAAGUACCACGCCCGCGGCUUUCCCCUAUGGAUCACCCGCUACCACCCGGUGGUAUACCUCUCCAACGGCCGCAUCCAGUGCCCGCCUACCGAGCUCGCAUCGGCGGGCGGCAACCUCUUCGUCAUCGCCUACGACGACUUCGCCGCCUUCAUGCGGUGCACGGGCGCGCAGCUCCGCUCCCUGGUCAGCCGCGCCACCAGCAUGGCGUCCACUGAAUGGCGUGACCCCGGCAGCACACUCUCCGCCACCGAAUGGAGCCGCCUGCGCCCGCACCUGCACCGCGCCCAGCUGGACGACGAUGCCCACGUGCUCCACACCAAGUGGAACCCCGCCGCCAUCCCGUGGAUGGGCGAGCGCCGCAACGCCCACUGAGGGGCCGACGUUUUGCUUUGCGGCGUAACGGUACACUUGCGCAGCACUGGGUUUGGUUGGUGUCCGUUUUGCUAAGGGUUACACGGCUGGUUAUAUGGCACUAACUAGACUGUUUGACACCAUGCCGAGCUGUUCAGUUGUUGUUGAAAGGGGCCGACGUCUUGCUUUGCGGCGUAACGGUAACGUCCACUAGAUAACGACCUGCUGUACUUUUAGCAUGAUAGAUCCGACGGCUGGUUGCGCAGCACUGGGUUUGGUUGGUGUCCGUUUUGCUAGGGGUUACACGGCUGGUCACAUGGCACUAACUAAACUGUUUGGCACCAUGCCGAACUGUUCAGUUGUUGUUGAAAGGGGCCGACGUUUUGCUUUGCGGCGUAACGGUAACGUCCACUAGAUAACGACCUGCUGUACUUUUAGCAUGAUAGAUCCGACGGCUGGUUGCACGGCACUGGGUUUGGUUGGUGUCCGUUUUGCUAGGGGUUACACUGCUGGUCACAUGCCACUAACUAGACUGUUUGGCACCAUACCAAGCUGUUCAGUUGUUGUUGACUUGUUGCCAGUUGCCAAAAGACUGGCGACAAUUGAACCAGGUUGUACGCUUGGCAGAGAAUACCUGCCGGCCGAUUGUACGGAGAUUGACUCCUUGUAGCAGCAACAUACCGCCCAUACAUUUGUCGCCUCCUCCCGUUCCACACCACAUACCCAACCUAACUUUCAGCUUACAUAACUCGCUUCCCUUGCCGAGCUACGG
Molecule: messenger RNA, 5055 nt
Organism: Astrephomene gubernaculifera
Lineage: Eukaryota; Viridiplantae; Chlorophyta; Chlorophyceae; Chlamydomonadales; Astrephomenaceae
Source: the annotation of a GenBank genome assembly